CUCUGACUCUGGAGGAUCUGAAUCUGUUGUUGUUCUCCUGCAGAUCUACAGCCGAAGCCUGAACUCACAUCAGAUCCUGCAGGAGCUGCACUGACUGGAAACACAGUGACUUUGACCUGUCGCAUGAAUCUAACCAGAGACUGGGACAUUUACUGGUACAAACACACACUGAACCCCGAGACAGAGAAGAAGAAAACACACUCCUACAGCCUGAAGAUUGAUUCAGUGUCUGAUGGAGGCCAGUACUGGUGUAGAGCUGGAAGAGGGAAACCAGUCUAUUACACACAAUACAGUGAUGCACUGUGGGUAAAUGUUACAGUGAGUUCUAAAGCUGUGGUGACGGUACGACCUGAUGAACGAGUGUUUAGAGGAGAAACAGUCACUCUCAGAUGUGAUAUAAAGUGGGCAGGAGACACUGAGUGGACAUACAGAUGGGAAAUAGAGGGAACCAACAACUGGGAUAGAAACACGGUCAGCCGGACCUCAACACAAGAGUUGAACAUCAGCAGUGUCGAUCUCUCUCACAGCGGUGAAUACAGUUGUAGAGGAGAGACAUCAGACUCACAGAGAUCACGCAUCAGUGAUGCUGUUACACUGACUGUCUCAGCUGAAGCUCAGGCAUCACUGCGAGUGUCUCCACAGCCGUGGCUGACUGAAGGAGAAUCAGUGACUCUGAUCUGUGAGGUUUCAGGCUCCUCUACAGGCUGGACGUUCAGCUGGUUCAGAGAUCAUGAUCAUCUGUCAGACAGCAGCAGAGGAGCUGGAGGAUCUUACACUCUCAGUCCUGCUGCUCUACAGCACACAGGAGUUUAUACGUGCAGAGCAGAGAGAGGACGACCAGCCUAUUACACACACAACAGCAGCUCACACACACUGUGGCUCACUGGAGUUUCUGCUUCAGUGUCUCUGGUCAUCGAUCCCAGCAGAAGUCAACACUUCUCAUCUCAGUCUCUCUCUCUGAGCUGUGUGGAUCAGAGUAACUCUGCUGGAUGGACAGUGAGAAGAUACACAGACACACACACACAAACCUGUGCCAAACAAACAGGAUCUCGAUGUGUAAUCGACUCUCUCAGCACAUCUGACUCUGGAGUGUACUGGUGUGAGUCUGAAUCUGGAGAGAAACGCCGUCCUCGAAACAUCACUGUACACGACGGUGAGGUGAUUCUGGAGAGUUCUGUUGAUCCUGUGAUUGAGGGAGAGACUCUGACUCUACACUGUUUACAUCGAUCUACAAACUCCCCGAUCUCCAGCGCUGAUUUCUAUAAAGACGGAUCACUGAUCCAGAAUCAGACGACAGGAGAGAUGAGCAUCACUACUGUCUCAAAGUCACAUGAGGGUUUCUACUCCUGUAAAACAGAGAGAGGACAGUCUCUCCACAGCUGGAUCUCAGUCACUGAAGACUUUAAUGGUCAGAUUUCUGUCUACAAAAUCCUCAGUUUUCUUCUGGCAGCUUCUCCGUAUCUGUUAGCGACAGUCGUGCUGCUUUUCAAAUGUUACAGAGCGAGAGUUUCAUCUGCUGAAGACCAAAGUCAGUACGCCGUAACAGAGGAAUAAACUUUUUGACAGAACAAAGUGAUUCUUGCGAUUGUAAUUUAAUGUGGAAUGUACAUUUGUGAUACAAACAAAGGCUAUUGGGGUAUUUUUGCAGAGAAUAAACGAGCCUGACGAAAGACUUUUUAUGUCUUUGUAAACGAGACCCUUAUCAUCU
Molecule: messenger RNA, 1708 nt
Organism: Pimephales promelas (fathead minnow)
Lineage: Eukaryota; Metazoa; Chordata; Actinopteri; Cypriniformes; Leuciscidae
Source: RefSeq, a predicted model, not a curated record